UGCCGCUUGUGCACUCCGCCAUACUUCAAGGGAGCCACGUUACAGAGGACCAUCAUCGCCUGCUAUUCAAGGUCCGGUUUGUUCCUUUUUCAUCAGCGGCAUGGCGUCACCACCAACGCAGAGCUCAGACAUUAGUAUCUUAACUCCGGACUACAUGGCCUUGCUUCAGGGCCUUUGCGUAAAUACCGAGCCGAGUCUUAACGAUGUCACCACCAUCUUCAAGGAAUUCAGUCGUUCCUUGGAUGCCAGAAAGCCCAAGCCUUCUCCUAAACCAUCCACUUCGUCGUCGACUUCCUCCGGCGCUUCCAAAAAACGCGGCGGCAAGUCCGCUUCGCGUGCCAGUGCUGCGAGCGACGAUGCCGGCGGCGACGACUGCGGAAAAGCACACACUGCUGUGGGCUUCGAACGUUCCUGCACGUGGGAGCCGGACGAGAAGCGCUGUUGGAUCAUGUCCGACGUGGAGCUGUGGAACCGCAUUCUCGCCCACGACUGCAUCGAACUUCGAGAGUUCACGUGGUGCGAGCUCGCGCUAAUGGGCUACCAGUGGCCCGAAAAGAAACUGGGAGACCAAGACAUUCUUCGCGCUUCCCUACUCAUCCACGUGCUGCUUCGACAACACAGGUGCGUGACGUACAUAUACUUGGACUUGGCUCAUACGGCACUCGAGAGACAAGUCUUGUGGCACGCCCUCAAGACUGGCGCCAUGGGAGUCAAGCGACUGGAGUACAGGCAAAACUUCAUCGACAUCAUUUGCGUGAUGCCGCUGACCGAGUCAACUAUUUGUUGCGAGGCUAUCGCAAGCAUGACGAACAUAACAUUCCUCGAACUUUCGAGCAUGUGUUUCAGCAAAGACGUGGUGCGCAUUAUUGGUACCUACGUGGAGCAGGCCACUUCGCUCACUGAUCUGGAGUUACUCAACAUUGAGGCUACUGACACAAACGCUGGCCGCUUCCUCGACCAUUUGGCUCGCAACCGGAGUCUGAAGUAUCUGCAUGUGCACGAAAACUUCCUGCUCGCGCGGCAGGGCAGGGCUCUCGCAGAUGCCGUCCUAAACCACGUGACACUGGAGGAACUUAAGGUGAAGGGAUCCAAGCGCCACAGCCCGUCUGCCCUGCUGGCGGCGGUGGCUCACAGCUGGUCGUUACAGUCGCUUACACUGCUGGAAUCCUUUAUUGACCCUGCGGACAUCGAAGCUAUGGCCUCCGCGCUGGCGAUACCAAGUCAGCCUCCCGAUUUUGACGCAGAGGUGAUUCCACCUCCGCCAACGAGCCGACUCCGAAAACUCUCCUUUACGAAUUGCGGGCCCUUUUACUCGCAACUGCAGGUGGCAUACGCGAAUCAUUGGAGGCAAGCUAACAAGACGCUGAAGGCGCUGGUGCUCAACAUGACGACCGAGCACUCGCAGGAAGAUGUUUCGUCGCUGUUCGACAUGGUCAGUCGGAUUAACGCCUUCUCCCGCCUCUGGCUUCACUGGGUCUAUCCUCGAGCGUCGGACUUUCCGAAGAGCGCCCUCACGGCUAGUACGCCCUCAGUUUCCAUGAUCCUGGACGACUACGAAGCAGAGGACGCGGCAAGAGCAUUGGACACCAUUGCCAGCAGUUGCAACCUCGACAUGGCUACAAUUCAAUGCAGUGCGAAUGUGAAGAAAGCCGUGCUUCUAAGACUGGCCGACACUCUAGCAAGCACCAAGUCUCUUCAGAAAAUCAAGGACGGCACCUCCUUGAUCUGA
Rhipicephalus sanguineus (brown dog tick) is the source of this 1729-nucleotide messenger RNA. RefSeq lists its product as uncharacterized. NCBI's taxonomy places the organism in Eukaryota, Metazoa, Arthropoda, Arachnida, Ixodida, Ixodidae. Bases 101 to 1729 code for a protein of 542 amino acids. The record is from RefSeq and is a predicted model, not a curated record. The transcript has 9 exons.